UUUAAAUAUUAUCUCAUUUCUUUUUUGAUGAGCAAUAGAUGACUCAUGCAAACACAAAAGCUAGAUUCAACCACCAUACCUAUAUCCCUUUAAAUACCACUACUCGAAUCCAAUGAUUCAUCAAUCACCGCAAAAUAAAACAUCUCUUCCUUGAUCUUAGAAGCUGAUAGAUAACAAGAUUUCUAUUUCGUUCAUCAAAACAUACAAAAAUGAAGAACCAGAUACUUGAACAAGUUAUUGGAGUUCCCAUGAAAUCAACAAUAUAUGGAGUCGAGCUUACACAGAGACGAUAUUUACCGAACACUGCCGGCCAGUAUUACAUUCCAUCUGUGGAAGGGGAUAACGCAAUGAGAAAAACCAAAGGAAAUUUUGUUCUUAAGAGGAUGAGCAAGCUUGGAAAGAAGGUUGAUACUUUUGCACAUGGAGUCCGUGAACAUGCGAGGCUAGGGCCAAAGAUCAGUGAGACAGUACAGAGAAAGUUGAGUUUGGGGGUAAGAAUUCUUCAAGUAGGAGUGGAUAAGAUAUUCAAACAAUUGUUUAGUGUUGGGGAAGGAGAGAAGCUGAUGAAGGCAUGGCAAUGCUAUUUAUCAACAACAGCAGGUCCCAUAGCUGGUUUACUUUUCAUCUCAUCAAAAAAGGUGGCCUUUUGCAGUGACAGGUCAAUCAAAAUCCCAUCUCCCAAUGGAGAAUUCCUCAGAGUCCAUUACAAGGUUAUGAUUCCAGUUGAGAAAAUAAAGGGAGUUAAUGAGAGUGAAAACAUGAAGAAACUGUCACAAAAGUACAUGGAAAUCGUGACGGUAGACGAUUUUGAGUUCUGGUUUAUGGGGUUCUUGAAUCACCAGAAAGCUUUCAAAUACAUUCAGCAAGUAAUCUCCCAAAGACUACUACAAGUCUCUUUCUAGGUGGCUUACAAAUGUCUCAUCAAAUUGUUCUUGUUCAUGAAAUGC
Molecule: messenger RNA, 947 nt
Organism: Hibiscus syriacus
Lineage: Eukaryota; Viridiplantae; Streptophyta; Magnoliopsida; Malvales; Malvaceae
Product: putative GEM-like protein 8
Exons: 7
Coding region: 210-902 (230 amino acids)
Source: RefSeq, a predicted model, not a curated record